Molecule: messenger RNA, 2607 nt
Organism: Actinia tenebrosa (Australian red waratah sea anemone)
Lineage: Eukaryota; Metazoa; Cnidaria; Anthozoa; Actiniaria; Actiniidae
Product: transmembrane protein 248
Source: RefSeq, a predicted model, not a curated record
UAUGUAUUGGUUCUCAGUGCAAACCACCUGUCUAGCAACCACAUAUACUUUCUACCUAUUCCAUAGCUGUAAUCAAAACUAAACAAAGCUUUUGAGUUUAAAGCUGCAGCGAUGCUUGAGUGUAAAUGUAUAAAAAACCUCGUCGGCUUUGCUGCUAGCAGGCCUCCUUUUGUGAUAUUCACUUUAUGCUUAGCUAUUUUUGCUGCCGGAUUAUUUUCCAUUGGUUAUUAUGUACAGUCUUAUGGCUAUGAAGGAGCUGAAAUGUCGCAAUGGAAAACACUCAUAAAACAUGUGUCUGACAAAGAGUUUUGUAUGUAUGGUAAUAACAUGUCCACCCAAGUCAAUACCACCAACACUACCAUUCAGUCAACACCAAGCAGUCUAAAUCUUGUCCAAGUCAACCUCCCUGUUGUUCUCAGAUUUUCCCCAAACAGCCUCUUCUUUGGCAGUGUCCAAAACAUUUCUCAUGUAACUACAGUAGUCCAAGGAUCUGAGCUUGGUCUUAGAGGUGAAAUGGCUUCGCAGUUGGUUAACUUUACCUUCUCAUUGGAAAAGCCAUGGUCUCAGUCCUGUGGUAACCAAAAGUGCCAGGGUUCGGUAUUUAGUACUUGUGUAUCAGCUUUGCUUCCAGAAGGAAUGAUUCCUAAAGAUAUUCCACAUUAUUAUUGCAAUGCCACAAGGUUGCAAAACAUGGCAUUAAUGGUGACCUCAAACCAUUGUGGCAAGUACUGUUGCAUAGAUGGAAUCACUGCAAAAGCCUUAUUCCUUAGGUAUUUUCAGUCACAGCCCAAUCUGGAGGGUCCGUCGGAAAUGGGACUAAAUGAUUGGGAUACAGUGAAUCUUCGAUUACAGUACUCAAGCUAUUUCUUGUUUGUGAUGGCAAUUACAUGUAUCUUGUACGGAAUGAUCAGAGGACGGUCAGUGAAAUCAGUAUCCAAAAAGGCAAAUGGUCAAACAAUCUAAGAAGAAACCUUCCAUGCAUAAACUAAACAUGGACAACUUAACAUUAAAGGAUCCUGCCAUUAAUCCAACAUACAGUAUAUAAUGAAUGAAAGAUUGAAUGACUGAAUGAAAGAAUGAUAAUCUUAUGGUCACAGUAAACUAACUGAUAAUGAAAAAGGGCAUGGAUAAUAGGUAUAAUUUAUUAGCAGCACCAAAUAGGCCAGAAAACCUAACAGACCAAAGCUCCACUUACAGGGAUCCAAUGGAUUUAUGAGGUGGUUAUUUUGGUUAUUUAGUAUGAGGCAUAAAGGCAGUGAGGGUGUCCACUGCCAGGGGUUCCUUACAUUUUCAUGAUGAAGUGUGAAGAGAUGGGACCACCAUUUAAUGUAGUUAUAUUAUAAACAGAUAAAAAGUUGGUGUAAAAAACCUAGGAAUGAGAAUGUUGACUUAUUUAUAGUACUUGAAGAGGAUUUCACACUUGCCACUUGCAAAGCUAAAAGUAAUUUUAUGUGAUAAGUCUUCCUGUAAACUGUUUCUAUAAUUACAUGGCCCAGAUACCUUGCUAAAAUUUGAGACACCUUGGUAUUUUUGUUCGGCCUAAAAUUUUCAAUCUCCUCCUUGUCUUCAAGGCAUGGUUUCCACUCAAAGAUAUUUUCUAAUAGCUCUAUUAUGUCCCGAUGAGGAUGUCAUCCUCAAAGAAAGCAAACAUGGAAAUGACCAGGAAACAAACAUGUUUUGUAGAUAGAAGGUAUAGAUACCACGUAGUGUAGCACUUAAAAGUUUAUUUUUGUGGAGGGAGGAAAACUGGAAAAAACCCCUCGGAGCACAGGAGAAAACCAACAAACAACUAAACUUGAUGUAGAUGUUUUUGUGUGGCCUGGAGCCCUCUUGAGCCUAAUUAAUUUAAUAACUUUUCCCUCCUUAAAUCCCCCUCCCCCCAUCUCAGUAAAAAAAUGAAAAACACCAUGGGUGCCUUCAGAGUCUGAAGGAAGUUCAAAUAAUGAUGUGUGAAACAAACUAAAACAAUCCACUGUUUUUGAAAACAGUUUUAUUCUUACAAAUACAAAUAAAUUCAGUUCCACAAAAGAAAUGGUUUUAAUGAUUCUUUACAGGACAGUGUAAUGUGUAUUUUAAUUGCAUAGACUAGUAAAGUCGAGGUAAAUUACAUUGCAACAUUAAUUUUAAAUAUCUAAUUUCAAUAUAAGAUAAAGACAGCUUGGCUAAAUUGACCUUUUCCGAGUUUGCUUUGCUGACCCAUUGAGUGACUUUGAAACAUGUCUCAAAGUUGGAAUAGAUGAAAUGCAGUAAACGUAGACUUGGAGCCGUCGUUUUGUGGUCAUUCCAGUAAAAUGGAGGAAGGAAUCUAUAUCACCUUCACGGAGGGUAUUUCAGCAAUACUGAGAGCCCUGUGGGUGGACCAAUUCAUGACACCAUCUGCAACCCAGUGUAUGAUCUUAGAAGCAUGGAAAAUAAGCUGUACCUCCAAAAACCCUGAACACUAUCUGAAACCUAGUUUUAGUUAUUGUGGAGCAGCUUUAUGGAACAGUCCCUUCCAUUGUUUAGACAGGCUCGCAUGGCAAUCAUGGAAAACAGUAUUUUUUUAUUAUGAUUUAUAUGUUUACUGAUGAUUUUACUGUGUCUAAAUAAACUCACAUAUGCACGUCU